Messenger RNA from Anguilla anguilla (European eel), 2049 nucleotides. RefSeq names its product polymeric immunoglobulin receptor-like. Bases 323 to 1432 code for a protein of 369 amino acids. The record is from RefSeq and is a predicted model, not a curated record. NCBI's taxonomy places the organism in Eukaryota, Metazoa, Chordata, Actinopteri, Anguilliformes, Anguillidae. The transcript has 8 exons.
AGGUCCUGUGUUGUAUCAUAUUCAAUAGGUCAGAGAUUUCUUGGCUGAAAGCUGACUUUUAUCCCUGUUUUAUAUGUAUUAUAAACUUAGAAAUAUAAUACAUAUACAUGAUAAUAAACAAAACAACUAAUAGUGAAUAAAUAAUUCAUAAAGACGCAGGAAAUGAUAAUUAUAGAUAUCCUGCUCUGGCCACUGAGAGAUCACAGACUGCAGAGCAUGAGGGACCAAAGAGGUGGGGACUGAGAAGAACAGGAAGUGAGAAUCAUGUUAAAACGAGCUGAACCCUCUUACGGAUAUACACACACACACACAAACAAGCAUCAUGCAUAUGGCUACCACUCAGCUACUCUUCCUCUCCAUCAUCUUCCUCUUUGUACUGCCAGGUGCUGAUGCUGGAGCUGUGUCCACAGUGAGUGAUGUAGCUGUACAGACAGGAAGAUCUGUCACCAUCCCAUGUCACUAUGAUAAGAAAUAUGAAAAGCAUGUGAAAUACUGGUGUCGGGGGUCAGAUUGGAAUACGUGUCGUACUCUAGUACGAACUGACUCUCCAAAAGUCGAAGGUGAAACAUCAAUCACUGAUGACCCUACACAUCAUGUAUUUGCUGUUACCAUGACAAAGCUGAAGACAGAGGUCUCUGGAUACUACUGGUGUGGUAUAGAGAUCAAUGGUGGUGGAGAUGAGAGCACACGUCUGUACCUGUCUGUCACUGCAGGCACUCCUGGACUCUGGGUUGACCAGCAGGAGGUGACCGGUGUGGAAGGGGGCCAUGUCAGUGUGCAGUGUCACUAUGAUGAACCGAGCAGCAUGAAGAAGUGGUGCAGGGCUGAGGGCUCCGGUAUGGAAUUGAAUUUUGGUAAAUCUGGAAGAGCAGAGAUCAAAAAUGGCCGUUCUAAAAAUGUCUUCAUUGUGACGAUGAGGGAGCUGAACAGAGAGGACACAGGCUGGUAUUGGUGUGCUGCUGGAGAACUACAGAUCCCUGUUCACAUCACUGCUGCUCAAGAAACUACAACUACCACAUUCUGGACUUCGAGCUUGCUGACAGAUGCCAUCGCAUCUCCCUCUGAAGCCCACAAGCAGUACACACUGGUCAUCACAACAGAAGCACCUUUUACUGUGUUCGACUCUUCUACUUCCUAUGUCCAGAAGCCCAGUUGUCCAGAACACGGAAGCCAGCCGUGUUCCAGUGCACCGACGAGCUUGGAAUGGACUCUGGGGCCGCUACGCCACACCGGGGUUGCUUUGGUGUUCGUAAUAUGCUCCGCCGUCGCCUUUUGGAAGAUUUGGCGAUACCGCAGAGCGCAGCACUCGAGAAAGAAUAGAGAAGUCGUGGGACGUUACGCAAAGAACACCGCAGAGCCCUGCAAUCUACUGACCAUGGAUGUGAUCGCUCUGAUGUCAUCAUCACCAGAAUCGUUCCAGCCUCAGCUUUAACGCCUCAAUAUCUGCACCUAUCACCUGCCACAGUUUCUAUCCUAUUUUAAUUAUAUGAUGAUGUUUAUUAAUAAUUUUGACCAUGUGCUCAUCAACUGUGUUAUUUUUAACUAUGUACUGUAACAGACUACACAUAUUUACAGAAGGUAUAUGCUAUCUGCAUUAUGAUAUAUAAUUCCCAAUGUGUUACUUACAAUGAAGCCUGUUAAAAAUUGGUUACGCAAAUAAUAAUGAAGUAUUUCAGAAUCCCAACUGCAAUUCUGUUUACAUCACUGAACUAUUUAAGAAGAGUUAAUUGGUUUAUAUGCACAAGGGAAGAGGUCUGGAUGCUCUAAAACGUGAGGAACCUGAGGAUUCACCAUUGGAACCGUUCCUCUCCGUGCUCAGAACCGUUCGGCCCUGCAGUGGAAAACGGGCUAAAUGCAGCCAUUCAGCUCAAAUGUUUGACUCUGCUGCCCUCUGCUGGAUGAACAAGAUACCCUCCAUUUCCUCACGUAAUAAUGUACUGAUUCCCUCUGCUGGACAAACUGGAAACGUUCAAAUCUUUACUAGGAGAUUAAAAAUCAUGAUAUAGGUAACUGGCACAAAAAGAAAAAUAAUCUAAAUAAUCUAAAUAU